UUUUUUUCAUUUUUUUCCUGCCUUUCCACUGAUUUCCUUUUUAUUGUUGUUGCUAGUUACUUAUUGAUAUUAUUGCUACUAUGAUGCUGGUGACUGUGACUUUAAUGAUGUGUUGCUGAUGGUAGUGAUUUAAAAAAAAUGACUGCUGAUUUUUAACCGGAUGAAAAUGGAGUUUUUCUGAGUGGUCCUAACUGACUUUGGGCUUUUAACCCCUUCGAAGGGGAUGCAACAAGGUUUUUAAAACUCAUUUUUUUAAAACAAAAAAAAAGUGGAUUGAUCGCCUUAACUCUUUUUUUUCCUUCCCUCCCUGAUUGCCUGGCUACCAAGAACUGAACAUGAUUAUUCUCCAGAACUUGUUUGAACAACUCAGGAAGUUCCUACACUUAUUUUUAUUUUUUUAUUUUUUAUUUUUAACAUUUUAUUUCUAUGCAAUUUUUCAACUGUUGCUGCAAUGUAUCUGUGGUGCUGAUCACUCCCUAGCAGUGACAGCCUUUCCUUGGUCAGAUUCCCCUCCCUUUACUCCCUCUCAUGCCCUUCAGUUCCCGUCCUGGUCUUUUCCUUCACAUCGUCCUUCCCUCACAAACACCAUCAUGGAUGCCUGGUCUUGGAGUAGCAGAGUUAGCUACCAGCGGAGCCUCGCACGGAGCAGACACAAACCUAUUUUGGCUGAUGCCUGUACCAGGUCUCUGUUCCUGUGGCGUGCCUGAGCCAUGGCCAGCAAUGUCACCAACAAGACAGACCCCCGCUCCCUGAACUCGCGUGUCUUCAUUGGAAACCUCAACACGCUCGUGGUGAAGAAGUCAGAUGUGGAGGCCAUCUUCUCCAAGUAUGGCAAGAUCGUCGGUUGCUCCGUGCACAAGGGCUUUGCCUUCGUGCAAUAUGUGAACGAGCGCAACGCUCGGGCUGCUGUGGCAGGAGAGGAUGGCCGGUUGAUUGCAGGCCAGGUCCUUGAUAUCAACCUGGCUGCUGAGCCGAAGUUGAACCGCGCCAAAGCCGGGGUGAAGAGGUCGGCCACAGAGAUGUACGGGUCAGUAGCCGCACCACCUUCUCCGUCCCCUCUAGUCAGGUCGUCUUUUGACCUGGAUUACGACUUCCAGCGGGACUACUAUGACAGGAUGUACAGCUACCAGGCACGGGUGCCUCCGCCACCUCCCAUUGCCAGGGCUGUGGUGCCCUCCAAGCGCCAGCGGGUCUCUGGCAACACCUCUCGCCGGGGCAAGAGCGGAUUCAACUCGAAGAGCGGACAGCGGGGCGUGUCGUCCAAGUCAGGAAAGUUGAAAGGAGAUGAUCUACAGACCAUCAAGAAGGAACUGACCCAGAUUAAGCAGAAAGUGGAUUCCCUGCUGGAGAGCCUGGAGAAGAUCGAGAAGGAGCAAAAACUGAAGAACGACAAAUCCGAGGAGGAGCAGAGCACCAGCUCGGCCAAGAAAGAAGAGAGCAGCCUCAAGAUGGAGUCCGAAGCGGGGGCCGACGACUCGGCUGAGGAAGGGGACCUCCUGGACGACGACGACAACGAAGACCGGGGAGACGACCAGCUGGAGUCCAUCAAGGGCGACGACAAGGAGCCCGAAGAAGGCGAAGACGACAGAGACAGCGCCAACGGCGAAGAUGACUCCUAAGGGGGGGUCGCCCAGCGACAUGCACCUCUCCCCCUCCUCCUCCCCCCCACCGGCAAAACACGGCGUUCUUCAGAGAUUGAGCCUCUCGCUUUCCCCCCUUGCUGGCUGCCGCCUCCUUUCUCCGUCCUGUGUGUUCAUAAUGACGUGGUGUCUUCUGUUGCGGCCCUUUUUCUCCCCUCCCUCCCUCCCUCCCUGCCUUCUCCUCCCAGUCCAUUCUAGUAGUUCGGUUAAGCCCUCCUGUAAUUCUCCUCUUUUAAUUUUGAUACCUCUUUAUUGACUUAACAAUUAAAAAAAGGACGUAUUGUUUUUA
This is a messenger RNA of Pogona vitticeps (central bearded dragon), 1929 nucleotides long. It is a transcript of the gene HNRNPC, whose product is annotated as heterogeneous nuclear ribonucleoprotein C. Gene Ontology annotation, cellular component: nucleus. Lineage: Eukaryota; Metazoa; Chordata; Lepidosauria; Squamata; Agamidae. Gene Ontology annotation, molecular function: RNA binding. The record is from RefSeq and is a predicted model, not a curated record.